Molecule: messenger RNA, 954 nt
Organism: Ustilago hordei
Lineage: Eukaryota; Fungi; Basidiomycota; Ustilaginomycetes; Ustilaginales; Ustilaginaceae
Product: putative ATP phosphoribosyltransferase
Exons: 1
Coding region: 1-954 (317 amino acids)
Biological process (GO): L-histidine biosynthetic process
Cellular component (GO): cytoplasm
Molecular function (GO): ATP phosphoribosyltransferase activity; magnesium ion binding
Source: RefSeq, a predicted model, not a curated record
AUGUCGAACCUCCUCAGUGCCGAAAACCUCAACGGUCGAUUACUCUUUGCUAUCCCCAAGAAGGGUCGACUUUACGAGAAAUGUCUCGAAAUCCUCUCUGGUGCUGAUGUCCAGUUCAAGCGUCAACACCGAUUGGACGUUGCUCUCGUCCAGAAUCUUCCCAUCGCACUUGUUUUCCUUCCAGCUGCCGACAUCCCACGUUUCGUAGGGGAGGGUAACUGUGACCUCGGCAUCACCGGGCAAGAUAUGGUUGCGGAAGCAGGAGACAAAGUUUCCUCUCUCGUCACUGAAGAGCUUCAGCUCGGAUUCGGAAAGUGUUCGCUGCAGGUCCAGAUUCCAGACCCCACCCUACCAGCUAACUCCACCAAAGGGAUCAAAUCUGUCGAGGAUCUCGUAGGCAAGAAGGUCGCAACAUCAUUCGACUAUCUCGCAGGCAAAUACUUUACCGAGCUCGAUGCAAAAGCAUCCUCCGCACAAGGCAAAAAAGUGAAAACACAAAUCGAAUACGUCGGAGGCUCAGUGGAAGCUGCUUGUGCUCUAGGAUUGGCCGAUGGAAUCGUCGACCUCGUAGAGUCCGGCGAGACAAUGCGCGCUUGCGGUCUUUCAGCUAUCUCCACCCUACUCACUUCUCAAGCUGUGCUGAUCAAGGCGACUACACCUCACCCGAGGAGUGAUACAGAGUUGAUCAAACUCAUCACUGCUAGAAUUCGCGGUGUUAUUGCUGCCUCCAAACACGUGCUCUGCCAAUACAACGUGCACAAGAAGGAUCUAGCAAAGGCACUGGAGAUCACGCCAGGAAGGAGAGCAGCAACGGUUAGCCCACUGGAAGAAAAAGAUUGGAACGCGGUAAGCUCGAUGGUGCUGAAAGCGAAUGUUGCGACGAUUAUGGACAGGUUGGAGGAGAUUGGAGCUAGUGAUAUCUUGAUUGUUGGUAUUAACAACUGCCGAGUCUAA